Messenger RNA from Colletotrichum phormii, 2613 nucleotides. Its product is annotated as glutamine synthetase. Gene Ontology annotation, molecular function: hydrolase activity; glutamine synthetase activity. NCBI's taxonomy places the organism in Eukaryota, Fungi, Ascomycota, Sordariomycetes, Glomerellales, Glomerellaceae. The record is from RefSeq and is a predicted model, not a curated record. The coding region runs from base 1 to 2613 and encodes 870 amino acids. The transcript is spliced from 2 exons.
AUGGAUCCCGCGAAGCUUACUGGCCAGGCGCUCCUCAGCCACACCAUUCAGACAACGCCCAUCAUCGACAACCAUGCCCAUCCGCUCCUUGAUCUCGACGCAAUUGGCCGUCAUCCUCUUCUUUCAAUUACAACCGAGGCUCACGGCGAUGCGAUCCACGCCUCAUUGACAAGCUUGGCCCACCUACGUGCCGUCAAACAGCUCUCCAAGAUCCUUCGAUGCGAGCCGAGCUGGGAAGCCGUUGUGAAUGCCAUUGAGGCGAAACGCAUCGAGGACUACGAUGCAUGGGUCGCGGAAUGUCUCAAUGGGAUUGAAUCGGUUCUGGUCGACGAUGGUUUAGAUGGCGAAAACGCGGUCUACCCUUACACGUACUUCAGCGAUCUCACCCGCAGCCCCGCGAAGAGGAUUGUGCGCAUCGAGAAGAUUGCGGCAGACAUUAUCAAUGACCAUCUCCCUACGGAUGAGAAUGCCCCAAGAACUGCCAAAGACGCCGGGUCUGUCUUCGAAAAGGCAUUGAAGGCAUUUGACCACAGCAUUGCGGAGGCUAUAGCCGAUCCAGAAGUCGUCGGCUUCAAGUCUGUUAUUUGCUACCGCACUGGUUUGGGAAUUCCCAGGAGACCGGACGCUGCCGCGGCUCGCAAGGUCUUCGAGGAGAUCCAUGAGGAACAUACGAAAGGGACCGACAAGGCCUUUAAUCGUGUCAAUCACCGUGGGCUGAAUGAGUACCUGGUGCACAGAUUGGCUUGUCUCAUCAGGAAUGCUUCAGGCUCUGGCAAGAAGCCGAUUCAAUUUCACACCGGCCUGGGCGACAAUGAUAUCACCCUCACUUCUGCAUCCCCAUCACACCUGCAAGAGUUUAUUCGCCAGUACCCUACUGUGCCCAUCGUGCUUCUGCACGCCAGCUACCCGUUCAUGAGAGAAGCCGGGUACCUGGCAUGUGUCUACGCCAACGUUUACACUGAUAUAGGCGAGAUCUUCCCCUUCUUGAGUCGUGACGGCCAGGAAACCGCCGUGCGCCAGGUCCUAGAAUUGUGCCCCUGGUCCAAGAUACUAUGGAGCACUGAUGGGCAUCGGUUCCCGGAGACCUACCUUCUCGCCGUCCUUCAAGUGAGGGAGGUACUAGAAAAGGUUCUAUCCGAAUAUGCCCGCAAAGGGCACAUGACUUGGCGGGAAGCAACUCAGCUGGUCAAAGACAUUCUCUUCAACAACUCUAAUCGCGUGUACCACCUGGGCCUAGAGUUUAGCUUCGAUGAAACCAUUGCGAACCCAAGGAGGCUGUCAGGGAGAAGCGAUCUCGAUAUCCUAGAAGCUUUUCUGGAUGGAAAGAAGCCCCCUCAGUACCUCCGCAUCUACUGGAACGACCUGACAGCAACACCACGAGUUCGCGCGAUACCAAUGCGCAAGGUUCUGUCUGUGAUGAACGAAGAUGGGGACUUCUCCAUCAGUAUCACCAAAGCAAGUCUUGGGCUCUUGCAGAACGACCACGUGGUCCCAGGGGUAUCCGGCACAGGAGAGUACCGCCUGCAUCCCGACUUCACCUCACUUCAGGAGGGUCCCAGGGAGGGUCAUAUCAGCGUCUUUGGCGAUUUCAGGGAGUACGACGGAUCUGCUGUACCCUUCUGCCCGCGAUCUUUGCUGCAAAGGGUGAUCGAAAUCGCUGCUCGACAUGGAUUGACCUUCAGUCUCGGGUUCGAAAUUGAGCUAGUUCUUCUCGAGCGCGUCGAUAGCUCCUUCGAGAAGUACAAAACUCUGAGCAACGACGGACACGCAUGGUCUACCUCACGCAUGAUGGACCACCCUGUCUUUUCCAAAGUCAUCGAGAAAGCUGUUGCUGAGCUAGACGCAGACGGCAUCUACAUUGAACAAGUGCACCCUGAGAGUGCGGUUGGCCAGUUCGAAGUCAUUCUUCCGCAGGCCCCUCCCCUCGAAGCAGUCGACACGUUGCUUUACGUCCGUGAGGUUAUCUCAGGUAUCGCCGCUGCCGAAGGUUACAGAAUGACUCUUCACCCUAAGCCGUACCCAACAGCCUGCGGCACCGCGGCUCAUGUCCAUAUGUCAAUUUCCUCCGCUGGAGGGUCCAAGCCGGAGACGUACAGCCCCUUCUACGCCGGUAUCUUGAGGCACCUUCGCGCUAUCACGGCCUUCACAUAUAGCAACCCGGUCAGCUACGAGAGAGUCCAAGACGGUUGCUGGGCCGGCGGUCGCUGGGUAACAUGGGGUACUCAGAACAGAGAGACACCGCUGCGCAAGAUCGAGAGCAGCCACUGGGAGGUCAAAUGCAUGGACGGCAUCGCGAACCCGUACCUCGCACUCGCUGCGCUCCUGGGCGCGGGUACAAAUGGCGUCAUCGAAAGCGAAAAGAUGACCUGGGGUGAUUGCGAGGUUGACCCUGCGUCUUUGACGCCGAACGACCGAAAGGAGCUGGGCGUCGAGCAGAUGCUUCCUUCAUGUCUACCCGAGGCGCUUAAAGCUCUCCGCGCGGACGAUGUAAUGAAUGAGUUGCUUGGUGAGGACUUGGUGGAGAGGUACAUCACAGUCAAGGAGGAGGAGAUGAAGAACCUGGAGGCAAUCAGCAGUGAUGACCGCCGACAGUGGAUCUUGGAGCGAUACUAG